AUGCCCCCCACGCUGGCGGAGGAUGGUCAGCAGCAGCGUAAGAACUCGCGCAAAAUCAAACGUUUGCGGGAUGCAUCCUGCAUGAGGACACGGGAGACAGCGCAGGACCGUUGGGGGCGGCAGCGCGGUGGGAGAAAGGCGCGAUGGGACAAGUGGGACAGACAGCCCUCCGCCUUCAAGAGCCGCCUGCGGUCAGGAAAUUUCGCCGCCGCUGCUGCCGGCGGCGGCGGCGUCGGCCUCGGCGGCGGGGUUGUUGACGAGGACGCUGUCCUCGACGCCGCAGAGGAGGCGUUCGCCUUCGUUGACGCCGCCACAAUGAAGGCGGCUGCAGCUGCCACCGCCGCUAACGCUGUCCUUGGUUCCGAAGGAACCUCCAGCGAUGAGGGCGUCGGUGGGGGUGCUGGCGCCGAGGGAGACUCGGAUGCUGCCACCGGUGUCCCGGCUUGCUCCGUCGCUGUCGUGGACGGUGGGCGUGUCACCGGCGGGGGUGACGUCCCCCCUGAAGCCGCCGCUGGAGACGGCGCGCACACGCCGUCCCCGACGAGACGAGCGCUGCAGCGACAAGAGGAGUCGCCGCCGAGCACGACGACGCCGGAACCGGCGGCGACGGCGGCGCCGGCCGUCCUUGACGCGGGUGGAUGCACCGACGAUGCCGUUGCGGCCUCACCGGCGCCGGCAACCACGGCAACAGUCGUAUCAACACCCUCUUCGGCCCGUAGUAUUGCUAAUGGUGUGGGCGGCAGCGGCGGCAGCGGCGGCGGUGUUAGUGGUAGUAGGUCGAAGACCGUCGGCAGCGGGGGCCGCCGGUCAUCUCUGAGAUCGCCUGGCGGUCUUUCUCGCGCCGGGUCUAAGGGUAGCGGCGUCGGCGGCGGGCUUGGAAGCGGGAGCUAUCGCGGGAGCCCUCCCCCUCUCCACCGUAGGCUUAGCUCGCCGGCAGGGGUUGGCAGCGGCAAGAAGGGCCAGAGACAACGUCAGGUAGGGGGGUCGACGGCUGUGGGAGUGGGGGCUCGAGGGUUGGGAAGCGCCAAGAAGAAAAAGCAGGCGUCGGGGAGCGAUGCGGGGCGGCAGGGGCGUGCGGAAGAGGAGGAGGUAGCCGCGGCGACCCCGCCUCCCCCCCCGAGCCUGUUCGAGAGCGUGUUCAAGGACAAGUUACCCAGCCUGACGCCGAGAAAAGCACCUCCAGCCACGCCGCGGCUCAGCCGGGAUUCGAUCGUUCACGCCAUCUUUCAGUCCCUCUUCGGCAAGCGCAAGGUGAGGAGCGGCCCCCGCGAGCGCUACGGUGGGGACUGGGACGACGUUGACGACGACGACGAUGACGAGAUGGAGGCCGACGAGGACGAGGUGGACGAGUCGUGGAUCAAGACCGGCAUCAACCUCACCCUCUUCAACUCGCAGGCUGUGGACUUCGCGUGCAGGAGCACGGCCGGGGCUGACCUACUGCACCAGUACGUGGACAGCAACGCCGUGUUCCGCCUGGUGACUGACCUCCGCUUCGAAGACCCGAGAGUUCCUAGCCCGCGCCUGAUGAUCAUCAAGGCUGUGUACGAAAACUGCGCGCACUUGCGACUGCUCACCCUCCGCGCUUUGGCGCACGCCUCUCACGACCAUCUCAUGAGAACCCGCGAGCUUGAGGAUUGGGCCGCGAGGGUGGGCGUCGACAUUGCGGAGGCUGCCGCCGCCGCGGUGGCCGACGGGAUUUCUGGAAGAAGCGGUGCCGGGGGCGGGGCAGGGGGGGGCAGGGCUCGUGUGACCGGUCGGGACCAGUCGCAGACGCUGGGCGAGCUGCUGCUCUUCGUCCUCCAAACGUUCCCGAGAUUUUUCCUGGGAAUGGUCCCCGUCGACGAGGCAGGCGGGCAGCAGCAAGGGGUUUGGCACCACGGCGACCCCGGAGCUACCUUCAGCGGGGAUGGCAGCGGGUACGGGUGCGUAGAAGAUUGUGGUGUUGCCGCCCAGGCGGCAGAAGGGUGUGCCGACGUCGGCGGCGUGGACGUCCACGCCGGUGUGUGCGGGGGAAAUGCUUCUUCCUCGGGAUUUGUGUCACCUUCCCAAGCCUGGGGCAGCAACGGUCCUGGCAUCGGUAGCCCCAGCAGCGCUGAGAUAACAGAAAACAGACGCGCCGCCGGCGAUCAAGAGGACGGCCCCGCCGCCGCCGCAGCAGCAGACGGCGGUGACCAAUGUAAGAGCGGCUGCGAUGGUUGCGAUGACAACGAUGGUGCAAGCUUGGGAGAAGAGGGAGGGUUGGUCGGGUCGCCAGGCGGGGGAGGGGCGGGAGCGGGAGGCGGCCCCACCGCCCGGAACGCCGCCAGCUCCGGUGGAGACCCGGCGCCGGCUUCCGAACGGUGCGCGCUGGCGUGGCCCAGCUUGGCGUCGGGCUCGCCCUCACCCGCCACCGGACAGCGCCAAAACGAGGAGGGCGUCGGGAACAAGCAGGAGCCCCCAUGGUCCCCGGCAUGGGCAACCGCUGGGGUACGGAGCAUUGAAGAUGUUCCACUGGAGGAGGGGGCGGGAUUGGCGGUGAACCGCGGCAGCUGCGGCGACGGUGUUUGGGGCCAGGGAAUGGCGAGCAAGGACCUGGCUUGGGAAUCGGAGGCGGGGCUGGGGGAGGAGGUCGGCGGCGACUUGAGGACGGCGACGGACGGGGUUGCCGGCGCCGCCCGCGCCUUGCGCUUCACGGCGCAGGAGGAGGACGUCGGCGGUGAUGCGGAAGUGACCGGGGACGCCGGCAACUGGCUCGCGUCGGGGCGGGAGUGUUCGCGAGAAUCCCCCGUUGCUUCUGCUGGCGCAGCACUAGCGGGGGAUCCCUUCGAGUCGGGGGCGGGAAGGUUGGGGCUUGACGAAUGGCCCACUGCCCAGGAGGCGAAGUCGAGCACGCCAGAGAAGAUAUCGGCGGUGGAACCCGUCGAGCGAAUGGACGGCGCGUCGGUGUCCGGGUCACGCGGAGACGCCACGGGAGGCCAAGAGGCAGGCACGCAGCAGCCACUGCCUUCGGCGACCGGCUGCACCGCCGCAGGCGGCGGUGGGCUUGCGCUUGAGCUCGACCUGCCCGCCGUGGCGCUGAAGGAAGCCACCCGCUCGCUCUGCAACCUGUACGCCAGCCACGGCGCGCCGGCCGCAGGGGCAGAAGCGGCAGCGUCCGCGGACGCCCCAGAGCGGCUGCAGCCGCUGGCUCUCGCCGGGUCCACCCUGUGCCAGCUCUGGCCGCCGUCAUCGGCGCUGCUGCUCCGGCGCCUGCUCGGCACGUGGCCCGCCGGGAGCGCGAGGAGAGAGGUGGCGUACCUGAGGCUGAUCGCCGGCGUGGCGUGCGCCGCGCCGCCGCUCGGGGUGGUGUGCCCUGGCUCGCGCCUCCCGCUCAUGCUGUUCCGCCGGCUUGCCAAGUGCAUCAACAGCUCGAACACUAAGGUGGCGCAGGAGGCGGCGUUCCUUGUCCAGGCGGACUUCAUCCUGAUGGUAUACCUCGCUCCGGACCGGCGUCUCAUGGACCUCGUGACGAACGCGCUGUGCGCGAACCGCGAGCACUGGAGCGCGGACGUGCGCAACGCGUCCGACCAGACGUUUGACCUCAUGCUUGACUUCCUCUGA
This is a messenger RNA of Ectocarpus siliculosus, 3579 nucleotides long. The record is from the annotation of a GenBank genome assembly. NCBI's taxonomy places the organism in Eukaryota, Phaeophyceae, Ectocarpales, Ectocarpaceae.